This is a messenger RNA of Hypoxylon fragiforme, 810 nucleotides long. RefSeq lists its product as uncharacterized. NCBI's taxonomy places the organism in Eukaryota, Fungi, Ascomycota, Sordariomycetes, Xylariales, Hypoxylaceae. The transcript has a single exon. Bases 274 to 810 code for a protein of 178 amino acids. The record is from RefSeq and is a predicted model, not a curated record.
UUCAAUGUUUUGUAGAUGGAACUAACACAAAGUAUUCGACUUCAUUUUCUCACCUCUUGAGUAUCCCAGCCCUCAGCUGUCAACAACCAGCCCCUAGCUCCCCGAAGCCAAUACUUGCUUUAAACCAUUACAAAGAGUCAUACGAGCAUAGACUCAUACGUAACAUUGACUUCUUCGUAUUCUUCCAUUAGAACACAUUCGCUAUCUUCAUGCUGUAAUAUCAUAACACAUUAGAAAAAGAAAAAAGAAAGGGGGUCAACGAUAGACAUCAUCAUGUCUUGUCCUAUGCCUAACUGCUAUCUCAUCCGCCCCAACGGGACGAGUCAAAAGGUCGACCACGACAAGGAUACAAGCCCGGGUAAUAUCUUCUAUUACUGCUCUUUACACCGCGUCUACCAUUGCGUCGCUGCCAAGUUUCAUCGGCGUCUUCCGCAGCCCACUUGCGGCGAGUGUGCUUGGCUCUUCUUCCAGUUCCCCAAGGAGGCAACCAAGUACCCCGAGUCCGACAUCCCCGCAUUUGCUAGCUCUGAGGAUGAAGAAAUGGCAGUGGAAGCCCCUUUCUUUCAUGGCCACGACUUUGGAUACGAAUACGGUGCUACCGCUAAUGUCCAGGAUUUCGGCGGUGAUAUGGGCCUCCAUGGGAACAUGCCUGUGUCACCCACGAUAGAGGAGACCCUCGACGCCUUGGCUCAUCGGGCUCGCCAGAGCGAUAAGACGCAAGACGGCGACAGCCGAAAGCGUGUCCGCUUCGACUCCCAUGAUGGAUCUCGUAGUCGAGAAUUCGAAUUCGGCCCUAGCCCAAACGAGUAG